AUGACUGAGCCGUGGAGUAUUGAGGAUGAUAUUCGACUUUUCCGAUGGAUAACGGAUUUUAAACCAGCAGGUUUACACAAACAUUUCCAUAUGAUCAGUAUUUUAGGAAGAAUGAACAAGCCAGAUCAGUUCCCCGUUGUUUUACUAUUUGAUAAGCUCAAGAGCGAAGGAAAGGGACAUUUUACUGCAGACGAAAUUUGGACGAAGCUGGCACAGCACUACGACUUGAAGAAGCUGGAUGAAAGAGAAAACGACACGAAUAAUGAGGAUGAACAAAAAAUAGAGGAUUCUGAGGAAGAUGAAGAAGAGCAUAGAGACCCUUCUGCUUUUCAAGCACUGCGACGUGUCUUCAAACAGCCGCAGGAAUUCCAUCUACCUUGGGAAGAGUACGGAGAAUUGAUCUUGGAGAAUGCUCGAACAGAGGAAAAUCAGGAAGAUGAAGAGCAAAAGUCUGAUGACGACUUGGACGACAAAACUUCUCAGGACGACACGUUGUAUGCAGAGAGAAUGUCCAGAAGAUUUACGCGAUCUACUGCUUCCACUAAACCGCAAGGAAGGGUGACUCGGUCUCAAGGCCCUGCUCAGCUGCCGAGAGGUGUCGAUAAAGCACAGGAAACCCCUGGGGAUGACGAGUCUCUAGAGCCUUCCAACAAUGGCCUUUCACAGAGUGAGGAGCCCGAGGAAGUCGAGUUGAUAGCAGACAGCAACAAUGGUCUUGAAAAUGAAAAUCCCACGACCAGUGAUCGCGAGGAUGGUGCAACUGUUGAUGAUGCCCCAAUGUCGCAAAAGGAUGCCGUUGAGGAUAUGGAAGAUGAACCGGAGGAAUUGGUUUCUGAGCCGUCAGUAUUAUCUGAUCAACGCGAUCCUCAGACACAUGGAUCUCCACCUUCAAAGAGAACAAGAACCACUAGAAGUCAUCCUGCUGACUCGACCACGGAAACGGCAGAUUCGGUCAAAACAUUGGAAGAUUCGAGCGCACCAACGCAACCGCAGGGCCAAGCGAUCGUUCGAUCGAGCUCUCGUGUGGCAAAUAGACGCAAGACCCGUAAAUGA
Molecule: messenger RNA, 1053 nt
Organism: Lachancea nothofagi CBS 11611
Lineage: Eukaryota; Fungi; Ascomycota; Saccharomycetes; Saccharomycetales; Saccharomycetaceae
Source: the annotation of a GenBank genome assembly